AUGUUUUUUAAUAAUAGAGAUUUUGGUGAAUCCCCUUUUUCUUCUAGAUUUGGAAAUACACCAACUAAAAAUAAUACUAAUAAUAGUAGCAAUUAUAAUCCCAGUAAUAAUAGAAAUAAUGACAAUGGAUUAAAUAAUUUUAAUUAUAGUCAAAGUGAUAUUGAUAGUCAUCGAAAUAUAUUAAAUAUUACUCCAUCUAGAGUAUCAAACAGUAAUAGCUACUACAAUACAUUAAAUAAUAGUAUCAAUCGUAAUAAUGGUAAUGAUAAUACAAAUCCAAAUCGUCUACAAAGAAUGUGUGUACCUAGUACAAUAAAAAUAAUAUUGGAAAGUUUAGAAAAGUCACCAAAUUCAUUUAUACUAUAUGGUAUUCGUGUAAGCUCAGUAACAAUAGUAGGAUGGAUCAUACAUAAACAAAUGUAUAAUUCUAGAAUGAUAUUCCGUAUAGCUGAUGGUACAGGAGGUAUAGAUGCAAGAAUAGAUAUUGAUACAGAAACAACAGGUGAGGAACUUAUUAAUUAUUUAGACACAUUAAAAGAAGGGAUGAUUAUUCGUAUUGUUGGACAAGUAAUUCCUGGGAAAGGUGAUACUUCAUCUUAUAUUAGUUGUUAUACAGCUAUUAAGGUUGAAAAUCCUAGUGAAUAUGCUUAUUUUCAUCCUGUUGAAGUAUCAUUUGUAGCUAAUGAAUUAUGUAAUGAAUCUAAUAUAGGAUAUAAUAAUAAUGAUUUUUAUGUUUUAAAUACUCCAAAUAUUGAUUUUAGAGAAAAUACCCUAAAUAUUUUAAAUUUGGAUAGCAAUGAUAUAAUUGUACCAUCAGAUAUUACAGAUAAAAUUCAACAACAAGUAUACAAAGUUGUAGCAUAUUCAAUUAAACAAAUGAAAUCUGAAGAAGAGAAAGCUACUGGGAUACAUAGAGAUGUUAUUAUUAAACAGUUAAGAUCUCAAUAUGAACCAACAAAAGUUAUUACGGCCAUUAAUGAUUUGGAAUCUAAAUCUGCAGUUAUAUAUGAAUCAAUUGAUGGCCAUUAUUGUAUAUUGUGA
Molecule: messenger RNA, 1041 nt
Organism: Cryptosporidium muris RN66
Lineage: Eukaryota; Apicomplexa; Conoidasida; Eucoccidiorida; Cryptosporidiidae
Product: OB-fold nucleic acid binding domain-containing protein
Exons: 1
Coding region: 1-1041 (346 amino acids)
Molecular function (GO): nucleic acid binding
Source: RefSeq, a predicted model, not a curated record